AUGUCAAUCGUCUGUUUGUUCCAUCUCUUUGUCUUCAUCGCCGCCGACACCAUGCGCCCUGGUCUCUACAGCUGUGAGCCAUGCCUCAAGAAAGCCAUGGACUGGUUUCCCAGUAAGGCAGAACCCAAGGAGAUUCCAGCGAUGUGUAUCGAUGAAGAGGAUUUCGACAGAGAGGACUUUUGUUGCAGUCCCUGCGAUAUGAACUGUGGUGGCGGUACUCGGCGCAUGGGAACUCUGCUUGAACGCUUCAUCAAGCACAUCAAGGCCAAUCGCCGCGUCACCAAGGAGGCGUACGAUUCCAACCCAAAGACCAUCCGCCUUCGCAAGAAGGCUAGCCGCGCUAUCGCAUCGCACUCAAACGGAGAUGCUGCUGACUCCAUGAAGGACCAUCGCGCUGAGCACAAGCGUGUCGUUGCCACCAACACGCUUUCAACUUUGAUCGACAUCAGCAACAGUCUGCGUAUCAUCGCUCAGUGCACUCUCCACAAGAGUGGCUUGGAAGCUGGUAUCGCCGACCUUCUCGAGAUACCCGCCCGCUGUGGCCCAGAGAAGAUGCCUGAGGAGUGUCUUUGGAAGUUUCCUUUGGAUGAGAAUGAGGAUGAGGAGAACUAA
Messenger RNA from Fusarium mangiferae, 612 nucleotides. RefSeq lists its product as uncharacterized. NCBI's taxonomy places the organism in Eukaryota, Fungi, Ascomycota, Sordariomycetes, Hypocreales, Nectriaceae. The record is from RefSeq and is a predicted model, not a curated record. The transcript is spliced from 5 exons. Bases 1 to 612 code for a protein of 203 amino acids.